UGUGUAAUUUUACGUCUUAUUGUUAAUUGUUUGCAUUUAUAUGGCAUAUUUAUACAGUGUGAUUAUAUUUAAAGACCCGUAUAUCUAAAUGCUUCAUUAUGUUGAUCAAAUUGGAAUAGGAUUAGAAGAAAAUCAGAUAUGAUAGCACACUCUGGCUAACGCAUUUUCUUCAGUUUUUGGCGGCUUGCUGGGGGUUUCGUAAGGUACAGCAAAAAGGCAUUCUUAAUGGCCAGAAGAAUGGCCACGGCGCAGUCAACACUGAUGUUCGCAGUGUGCAUCUUAAUGAUAACAGAACUCAUAUUGGCCAGAAAGGACUACUACGACAUUCUCGGGGUCCCAAAAGAUGCUUCUGAACGUCAGAUUAAAAAAGCUUUUCACAAACUCGCCAUGAAAUAUCACCCAGACAAGAACAAGAGCCCUGAUGCGGAAACAAAAUUUCAAAAGAUUGCAGAAGCGUAUGAAACUCUAUCAGAUGAGAAGAGAAGACGAGAAUACGACCAAUUACAACACAAUCCAUUUACUAAUGAAGGCAUGAAUGGAGGAGGUGGUGGAAAGCGUUAUAAUUCCUUUGAUUUCAACUUCGAUGACAUGUUCAAAGACUUUGACUUUGACAGCCAAAACAGGCACUCUCGUCCAAAACGGCAUUUCGACGAGCACUUCAGGGCUCACCAGCAAUCACACAACCGCCACAAGAGACACUUCCAGGGUAAUUUUGGCACCGGAGUCUUCGAAGACAUGUUUGAAGAUAUGGAGAAGAUGUUUACAUUUGACAGACACAUUAAAAGGACUGAAAGCAGAUUUCAGGGCACAGCCAAACAGCACUGCAGAACAGUGACCCAGCGGAGAGGGAACAUGGUGACUACUUACACUGACUGCACCUCAUCUUGAGUGGACCACAGCUCUGAAGAUCAUGCUACUUUUUAUUUUUUGUUUUUAAAGGAAUAUUUCAGGUUCAGUACAAGUUGAGCUCAGUCGACAGCAUUUGUGCCAUAAUGUUGAUUACCACAAAAAAUAAUUUCACCUCGUCCCUCCUUUUCUUUAAAAAAUGCAAAUCUGGGUUACAGUGAGGCACUUACAGUGAAAGUGUAUGGGGCCAAUCCGUAAACAUUAAAAUACUCACUGUUUCAAAUGUUUAACCACAAGACAUAAACAAUAUGCAUGUUAACAUGAUUUUAGUGUGGUAAAAUCACUUACUAACCUUUUCUGUGUAAAUUUAUAGCCAAUUUUACUACUUUGUUCUCAUGACGAUGUAAUGUCAAUAAACGACUGUAAAAAUUAUUUAAAGAACUUUACAGCUCAAAUAAUUCUCAAGUUUUAACAGAAGAAUUAAUGUAAGUGCUUUUAUAAAAUAAUAAGAUUCACAUUUCUGCCUUUAAACCCUCCAAAAAUUGGCCCCCAUUCACUUCCAUUGUAAGUACCUCACUGUAACCUUGAUUUUUGCUUUUUUUAAAGAAAAGGAAAGACUAGUCUAAAUAACUUUUUGUGGUAAUCAACAUUAUGUCACAAAUCCUGUCAAUUGAGCUUAACUUGUACUGAACCCGGAAUAUUCCUUUAAUUUGCUGCUGUGAUGCGUGGGGUUUGAUUUUAUCUGUGAGUGAUCUAUUAUUUAUGACGAGGAAGCAUUUGGAGUUUUCUGUUUGUUUGUUUGACUGACAUUUAUAAUUGACACUAUUUUAGAUUGCAUAUGACCUCUUAAUUGCCUCAAAACAAACUCUAAAUUCAGGCUUUUUUGAGUUUGUUUUCAUCCCAAAAGAUGCAAAAUAUUACAGCUGGCAACUUAAAUUUAAAGAUUAGUCAUUUACUUGUUAAUUACAUCCCAUAUUCAAUAAUCUAAAACCUAAAAGAGGGAGUUGUGACCCCCUUAAAUUAGUUGGCAUAUAUGUUUAAAUUGCACUUUCUUGCCCGUAUAAACUGUUAUAUGCACAGAAAUGAACUAAAUUCACUUUAAUCACUAGUUAGUACACUAGUUAUACAGCCUGUUAUUAAAGAAAUAUUCCGGGUUCAAUACAAGUUAAAGUCAAUUGACAGCAUUUGUGGCAUAAUAUUGAUUACCAAAGAAUAAUAAUAAUAAUAAUUUAGACUUGUCUCUCGUUUUCUUUAAAAAAGCAAAAAUUUGGGUUCCAGUGAGGCACUUACAAUGGAAGUCAAUGGGGCCAAUCUGUAAAUGUUAAAAUACUCACUGUUUCGAAAGUAAAACCACAAGACGUAAACAAUAUGCAUGUUAACAUGAUUUCAGUGUGACAAAAUCACUUACUAACCUUUUCUGUGUAAAGUUAUAGCCAAUUGUACAACUUCGUUGCCAUGACGAUUUAAUGUCAUAAUACCCUAAAACGACAGUAAAAAUUAUGAUUUAAACAAACAAACAGUUCAAAUAAUACAUGAGUUUUAACAGAAUUAAUGUAAGUGCUUUUAUAAAAUUAGAAGCUUCACAUUUCUGCCUUUAAACCCUCCAAUAAUUGGCCCCAUUUACUUCCAUUGUAAGUGCCUCACUGUAACCUCGACUUUUAAUUUUUUUAAAGAAAAGCAGGGAUGAGUCGAAAUUAUUUUUUGUGGUAAUCAACAUUAUGCCAUAAAUUCUGUCUAUUGAGCAUAACUUGUAUUGAACCCGGAAUAUUACUUUUUAAAAAAAAACGUUUGUAAUGUGUGUAAUUCCUGAAUAGUGAUAAAUAGCAUCAAACAGACCACCUAGCUCUUCCAUUACCUAUCUACUUAUGUGGGUGCUAAAUGUUCACAAUAUGAAUCUUUGAGAUUCAAAUCUUCAUGAACAUCUGCUCUUUUAUUUUUAUGUGAAACAAAACGAAUGUUUGCUGCAUUGCUGUGAAUAAUAUAGUUUGCUGUAUUGAAACUGUUUUUUCAAACUCACACAUGUUAGAUAGAGAGGUGCCUUUCCCACUCAUUGUGGUAGAUUCAGUUUUAAUGUAAACAGAUUGGAGCACUUUUAUGACCUCAUGUGUAUUAUAGUUUGCAUGACUGAGAGAAAUAGGGUUUAAGUUUGGUCAAGAACAACGGUUGUCCAGUUGGGUUUGUAAAGAACUUUUGUUUGAAGGAAGAAAAACAAGUCUGACAUUUUUCUUUGAGUUAUAUUUUAAACAAACUCUCGAAUGUUCAUGAGCUUUCAUCAUUCUGGUUGACUUGUUUUAUUAAUGGCAGUGUUACCCCUCAAAUAAUAACAGACACCAGGGGAAUGUACCAACUUAGCAUUUGCCUGAAAAUGUACAGACUUGUAAACACAGUUGAUUCUUGACAUACAUGGACCAUUCAAAUGAUUUAUUUGUAAAUAAUAUGCAUAACCCAGCUGUGUUCCUGUAUGACAUCACCUGUGACCUCAUAUAUUGUGUUGAAUAAUCUUGUGUGCAAUAUUUCAAGGCAGCUCUUAUGUUGGUCUAACUGUUACCCGCUGACAUAGUUGUUAUGAGUUGAGUCUUAACCAACUCAUCAGGCACUUUCUUUAUUUUAAUCCUAUGGAUGAAAAGUAAAUCUGAAAUAGCCUAUUUGAACCCACAUGUAUAAUGUAAUGUACUUGGAUUAACAAUAAAUCAUGUUAAAAAAUA
Myxocyprinus asiaticus (Chinese sucker) is the source of this 3551-nucleotide messenger RNA. Its product is annotated as dnaJ homolog subfamily B member 9-like. Gene Ontology annotation, cellular component: endoplasmic reticulum. Gene Ontology annotation, molecular function: misfolded protein binding; protein-folding chaperone binding. The coding region runs from base 226 to 888 and encodes 220 amino acids. The transcript is spliced from 3 exons. The record is from RefSeq and is a predicted model, not a curated record. Lineage: Eukaryota; Metazoa; Chordata; Actinopteri; Cypriniformes; Catostomidae.